Molecule: messenger RNA, 7569 nt
Organism: Symbiodinium natans
Lineage: Eukaryota; Dinophyceae; Suessiales; Symbiodiniaceae
Source: the annotation of a GenBank genome assembly
AUGGAGCGCGGCUUCCCCAUGUUGGGCAUGAUUAGCUCGGGACUUGGUUGGAGGCUGCGUCAUGACGGGCGCUAUGAUAACCCAGUGCCAGUCAAGGAUUUCUUCCAGGAGAACUUUGCCUUCGUAACCUCCCGCUUACGAAGGGCGCGCGUCGACAAGGACUGGGAGGCCAUGGCCGACGAGAUCGCAGCGGAUGUGAAGUGCGGUCGCAUGGAGGGGCCAUUUGCCAUGCCUGAGUGUUGGGGCGUUAAGGGUGUCGCCUUGUCAAAGUACGAGCACACAGCAGCCUUGCUUUCUGGUCCUCACGAGCAUGUCCCCUGUUGCUUUGCGUUUGCCGUGCAUCAGAUUGGUUCGGAUGGGCAGCCCAAAGUGCGCCGAGCCGAAGACUGGCGUAGCUCGGGGGCGAAUGCGACCGUGGGGGUGCCGGAUUCACCGGCGUACCAUGAUAUCACCGCGUUUGUGGAGCUGGCCAGAGCGAUCAGGAAGAAUAACAGCCCAGCAGAUGGCGCAGUGCAGCUGUGGGGUGUGGACCACGAGGCGGCGUACAGACAGUUUCCAGUAAGCGAGCCGAAUCACACGUGGGUCAUCCUUUCUACACCUUCGGGCCCAACUCUGUGGAGGCACAAUGUGCUUAUGUUUGGGAGCACAGCGUCAGUGUGGAGCUACUGCAGAAUAGCGGACUUGCUGGCGUGGCUAUCAAGGGCUCUGCUAUUGGUGCCACUCUUGCAUUUCGUGGAUGAUUUUGGAUCCGACGAGCCGGCUGACGCGGUCAUUUCGGCCUAUGAGGAGACGCUUGCAACUUGUCGAGCGCUGGGCUUCAAGUUCAAAGAGGCCAAGGCCCAGCCGCCUGCAAAACGGCAUAAGCUCCUCGGCGUUUCAGCUGCUUUCGAAAACGACAGGGCUGUGAUCGAAUGUGCCGAUGACCGGAGACAACGGCUGGACUCGAUGUUGCUCCAGAUCCUCCUCGAGGACCAGCUCAAGCCUCGCGAGGCCUCUGCCAUAGCGGGAAAGCUUCAGUUCAUUGCGCAGUCCAUGUUUGGCAAAGCGAGCAUGGCAGCGAUUCGUCCAUUCCACCAGAGAGCUCAGACGUCUGCUUUCAGAACCCAGCUGCAAGGUGGCGGAGCAUCGCCCAGCGCUUCAGGAACGGCUACGGCUUUAGAUCCUACAGUGGUGCUGAGUCAGUUGGCCACGGCAGUGGCCCAGCUUGCUAGCGUGAACCAGCCAAAGCCCAAUACCUGGUCUGAAAGCAAGUAUGUGAAGGCUCCAGAGAUCUUCGCGCCGAAAAGCCUCGAUGAAGAAUUGAGCCAGUGGAGUGAAUGGAGCUUUACCUUUAAACAAUGGAUGUACAUCCAAGAAGAGGAGUAUCGCAAUGAAUUUCAGAAGUGCGAGACUGCAGACAGCUUCGUGAGCUUUGAGUCGUAUGCCCCCGAAACGAAGGCUAGAAGUAUCAGACUGUAUGCCAUUUUGGCAACAUAUUUGAGACAGAGGCCCCUUCGCAUUCUUCGUAGUGUGGAGAACGGCGACGGUUACAGAGUGUGGAGAACCCUUUCAGACGAAUUGCAACCACAGUCACGACCCAGAGCACUUGCACUAGCUCAGGCUCUUGUCCGGUUCCCUGCGUAUAAGGAGGGUGGCUCACUAUUGGACUACACGUUAGCCUUUGAGAGGUUAGUGCAAGAGUACGACAAAGUGGCUGCAGCUCCAUAUGACGACAACCUUAAGAUCAGCACUCUCCUCAGUGGCCUGCCAGGAGAUGUCAAGAAGUACUUGCAGCUCAACCUGGACGAGACAAUGACCUACGAGAAGAUGCGCACGCAACUUCUUCGCUUUGAGAGGUCAACUGCUCUUUGGUCUUCGGAACAUUUGCUUCGUUCAGUUGGGAUUGAGAAAGAUGCAAAGUAUCUAGAAUCUGGGGGUCCUACGCCGAUGGAUGUUGAUAGGGUGGAGCAAGGCAAGGACAGAAACAACAAAGGCGAAAAGGGCAGAAAGGGCAAGGACAAGGGCAAGGGCAAGUAUCAUUACCAGCAACAUGGCAACAAAGGCUGGGGCAGCUAUGGGGACAAAGGCUCUGGCAAGCAGUGGGGAAAGAACAACAAGGGCAAGGACAAGAGUGGGAAGAAUGGAAAGAAAGGCAAGGACAAGGACAAAGGCAAGGGCAAGCUUGGUCCAUGCUACACCUGUGGGCGAAUGGGUCACAUUGCAGCUGAUUGUCGUGCUGGAGUGCGUCAAGUGCAAGAGAGUGAGAGCAGUACCUCAGUUCCUUCGUCUAGCGCGUCAACAGCUUCGUCGAAUGCCUCAACAACCUCAAGUGCCCGAACAAUACCCCAAGUUCGCCGUUUGGAGUUGCACACUAUGCCCGUGAUUGAAGAGAUUGAAGCAGAAAGUGAGUUCCUGAUCUACACUCCGCCAAGUGCCCCAACAUGUCAGUACUAUGACCUCUCUGGCCAGGAUAGCGAGAACGAGAACUUCAGCGAGAUCCGGAUGGUCACCUUGGAGAGCGAGGCUUUAGAGGAGACAGAGCCCGAGCUAGCAUCUACGAGCACGUUGAUGUUUGACAUUCACAGUCCACGCAGUUCUGAUGGUGAAGAUUGUGGUCAUGUGCGUGUAGUGCGUGAGCAAAUGGUAGGCUAUCAGGAGGUGAUCCUAGACAGCGGUGCUGAUGUGACAGUGCUGCCCAUGAGCAUGAGUGAAGCUGGAGAGGAGAGCGGGAGUGUUGCAAACAUUAGAGACGCCCAAGGUAACACUAUCGCGUCGAGCAGUACGAGACGGAAUGUGAUCUUUGAGAUGGAGGGCCUAGAUGGCAAGAAGAUCUACUUCAAGGAUAGAGCGGUCAUUGGGAACGUUCGGCAACCACUGAUGUGCGUAGGCAAGUUGUUUCAGAAUGAUUGGUCAGUGCAGCGAGAUUCAAGUGGCAGUCAUGUAAUGGCACGAGGAAACCAAGGGUUCGCAGUGCACUGGGCCAGAAACUCCUUAGCGACACGUUGCAAGAUCUACAGAAUCGAGUCUGGAGAUGAUGCGAGCUCGAAUGUUCGGAUGAUUGUUGAGAUCCCUGAAAACCUUGAGCGACUCUCAGCCACACCUGGGUGGAAGCUGAGGCGAGAUGGACAGCCAAUGCAUGUGAGCAUGUCCAGUGAUUGCACAGUAAACCCAGGCAGAUCGUAUCCGAGUCACAUCUGGCCAUUCCGAAGUACGUUGGUGCACAAGGGUGAGAGAAAGUAUGAGGUUUUCGAGAGUGGCGAAAUCUGGGAAGGCAGAGAGGUUUUGCAGACUUAUGGCCCCAAAGUGAAGAUGAUCACGCUGCUGUCCCAGAACCCUGUAGAUCCCGAGACACUUGGAGCUGUUCAAUCGGAACUCGCUCGUCCACAAGUUCGAGGUCAAGCGAGAGAAGCUGAAGCGCCAGAAGAAGCUAGAGAAGAGAGAUGUGAGCGACCAAUGGAAGUAGAAGUGGGUGCAUCCCAGGCACUUGGUCUUGCAGAGAGUGGUCCACCUGAUGGGCCUGAGGAGCGAGCCGAACAUCCUGCUGAGGCAGAUGUGCUUCCGAGGGAAACUGGGGAAGAGAAGUUGGUCAUUAAUGGGAUCGAGGUCUUCGAAACUUCAUCUUUGAGAACAUUGCGGGCAGCGUGCCAGUACAUGCGCAUAAGCAAGAGUGGUGGUAAAGGAGUGCUAUGGGCAAGGCUGCAAGCAGAGAUUGCAGAUUCUCGAAUCAAGGCGGCAGUCCAGGCGUCCGAUGCGAUGUUGACAGAGUAUGCUAGACAGCCUCAAGUGGAACCUCAAGCGGCGCUGCCUGAUCAAGCCACCAUAGACCUUCAUGAAAUAACCCACUUCCCUCGAGCAUCUUGGUGCUCAGCGUGCUUGUCAUCAAGAAGCAGGGAGGACAACCACCCGGGAGCCGAGACGAAGGAGAGAGGCGUGAUACACGUCGACUUCAUGUUUGGUAGAACAGAAACGCCGGGCAGUGAUGAAGAGCAUGCGAUGUCAACACACAUGGUGGUAGUGGAUGAGCAGACGAACUUCUGUCUUUGUGUACCAGUAGAAUCCAAAGCGGCUCAUGACUUGAAGAAUGCGACUGAAGAAGUGGUGAAGCUAGGAGCGGUGCUGGGACAUUCAGAGCUAGUGAUCCGAGGUGACAGCGAGCCAGCCAUGAUCCAGUUCCUCAAGACCGUGAGUGCGAGCAGAUCGAGGCUGGGAUUGGGAACUAAGAUCGAAGUGGCACCUCCGGAUUCACAGCUGCACCAUGGGUUGAAAGCUGAGCGCUUCAUUACCAUAGUGAGAUCGAUGGGAAAGUGUUUGUUGGCUUCGAUAGAAGAAAAGACAGGAUGGAAGGUGACUUCGAACCACCCUCUGUUCUAUUGGGCCUUUCGUCACGGUGCGUUCCUGUAUUCCAGAUUUCAUGUUCUUCGUUGCGGCCAGACCCCGUUUGAACUCCUCCAUGGUAGAGCGUAUGCUGGGAAGUUGUGCCCGUUUGGCGCAACAGUGUUUGCCCAAAUCCUUCCGAAAACGAAUGCCAAAGCAGAACCUUGGAGAAGAUGCGUGUGGUUGGGAAAGUCUUCCAUGGGAAACUUAAACCUGGUGGCGGAUCAGCGUGGAGUACACUAUGCAAGGUCGGUAAGGAGGGGUUCCACAACGUAUGUGACUGAAAACCUUGUGAGCAUGAAGGGUGUGCCGUGGAACUCUGUGUUGGAUGUUGUCCCGACCAAGCCCAAAAGAGCGCCCAGAAUCAGAGUACCAGAUGUGUUGCUUCCCCAAGCGCCUCAAGAUGAAGCAGCGAGUGACCCACCUUCGUCGGUGGCUGGUGAACCCGCAGGAGGGAUAGGAGGUGGAAUUACUCCUGAAGGCGGUUCAGUGAUGAGCACGGAUUCACCUGAGAUGCUUCCUGAUGCCGAAAUGGAGAAUGCGAGUCAGGUGGUAGAGCUUGAGGGAUACAUGCUUAGAAGAGUCGUGGGCACCAGUCACCCUACAAACCACGAAGAUGAGAUCGAGAUAGAGGGUUUAGAGGUGGACCUACCAAUCGAGAGCAUGGAGCAGGACUACGAGAAGGGGCUUGAGGGGCAAAGCGUUGAGGAUCACGAAGAAUUGCCUUGGAAGGGUAGAACGUAUGAAGAGGGUCCUCCUCAACUAAGCCAGCAAGAACUGGAAGAGUUGGACAGAAGGAUGGAUGACGUUGAGUAUACCAGGUUGGAGAAGAUGGGAGUCCUGAGACCCAUGCAACGUGAAGAAGAUGGUAAGGGCAUGGUGUGUUUAAAGUCGAAGACGGUGCGCGACUGGAGGUUCAGGGGGGAGUGGCGAAGGAGAUCGCGUUUGGUGGCGAAGGAGUUUAGACACCUUCAACCGGCCCUUGAAGACCUGUAUGCUCCAGCGAGCCUUGGGAUCCUCCAGAAGUUGCUAGCGGGCUUGUGUGUGAGUGGGGAGAACCUCGUCAUGUACAUGGUUGAUGUUUCCGAUGCUUACCUUAUGGUACCACAAAGGAGACCUACAUUCAUCACUACCUCAACAGGACUCUCCUAUGAACUCAAAUACAAUCUUCCCGGACAGCGUAGUGGGGCGAGAGAUUGGUUCAUGUAUGCAGGGGAGAUUUUCGCGAAAGAUGGCUUGACGUCGUAUCCUGCAGCACCAGCAGUGUAUUAUGAACCAAAAUCCCUUGCGUGUUCAACACACGUAGAUGAUUUUCAGUUUGUCUCAGGCGAGAAGAGGGCGAGCAAACUGCUGGGCAACUUGAAGAAGUCGGGCCUUAAGCUCAAGAUAGAAGGACCGAUAGAUCCGUUUGGAGGACAAGGGCAUUUCUUGAAGCGUUUGUUUCAAGGGAAGGAUGGCAGCAUCAGGGUGAUCCCAGAGAAGAGGUACGUGGAGAAGUUGAUCUCAAUCCUGCAACUUGAGCGCAGCGCGAGCAAAUCGACACCACUUCCCUCAACCAUAAGGUAUCCUCAAGAAGACCCGCCUUUAGAAGGUUCUGCGUACAGCACGUUCAGAAGCGCUUUGGGUCUUUUGCUCUACAUGGCCAAUGAUAUUCCAGAGAUCCAUUUUGCCAUGAGACUCCUUGGAUCCAGAUGUGCAAGUCCGAGUGAGUAUGACCUUGCGAUCAUGCGACAUGUGGGCAAGUACAUGAAGGGGAGACCUGAGUGGGUACUCCAGUUGAAGCUCACACGCCCUGGCAGGACAUUGGAACAGCGGCUUCGAGAGUGUGACACUGAAUGCACCAGAGAUCCCGUUAGCGAGCGUGGAAGCUUCAGUAGGUGUGAGCAUGACGUUGAACAUGAACAUGAAGGAGAAUGCAGUUUUGGUACAGGACAUGUCUUAGAAGUGAUCACGGACUCAGAUUGGGGUUCAAGGAUGUUUGGGCGCAAGAGUGUGUCAAGCUAUUCUCUCUACUUGAACGGCAACAUGGUUUUCGUGUCCACCAGGCUCCAAAAGUCCUACGCCCUAAGCUCAACAGAGGCUGAGUGGAUGUCUUCGUUGUUGGGAGUCGCAGACGGCAUCUUUGUCAAGCAAUUCCUUGAAACAUUCCUUGAAUCCGAGGUGAAGCUAGUGCACAGAGUGGACAACUCCGGGGCUCGGGCGCUGGCAGCACGAGAAGGAGCCGGCAAGCUGAGACACAUAGACUUGUCUUAUUUGUGGCUUCAGAAAGAGAAUCGUUCGGGGCACGUUUUGACAAGACCAAUUUCUACGUACGCAUGUCCGUCGGAUCUGGGGACAAAACCUCAUUCAAAGAAGCGAAUCCUUUUCCUCCUGGGCUUGAUGGGGUACGUUGACAACGAGACGGGCAUUUUGGCAGGGGGGAAGGAAGUGAAGGAGUACUUAGUCUCUGCAGCGAUCAAGCAAGGCCAGCAAAACAACAUCUUGAGAGUUCUGCUUGCUAGCUAUUUAGCUCCUGUAGCAAUGGGCUCCGGGAUUGGUGAGCAGUCCGAGAACAAUGCAACGAUUGUGCUCUUUGUGAUCAGCAUUUUCAUUGUCAUGUAUCGGUUAGCGCACGGUGAGCCGCGGAUCGUCCAGUUUGAUGUGCGGCGCAGAUCGGUGAUCUACGCGGAUGCCUUCUUCAACCUCCAUGGCAAGAGCUACAAAGUGUCGGAGGCUGACAACAUCCCAGACUGGGGACGGGAGAGCCCGGCUUCCUUCUUGAACGGCGUGGGCUUCGUUGUUUGUCUUGGUAAUGUGACCCUUUAUGCGUAUGGCAUCGUCCCCUAUUGGUUUGUAAGAUACUUCACGAGUCGGCGAGCCUUUAUCUAUAUGUUGGAAAUUUUGGGACAAGUGUUGCCGCUCAUCGCCUUAGAGUCGCGACUGCACCGGCACUGCGUGUUGUUCGUGGACAAUGAGCCAGCAAAGCAGGCUCUCAUGAAAGGCUACGGGAAAGACGAUUGCAUCAACCGGCUUGUGCAGACCGCGUGGGUCUUCAUCGAGAAGAAGAAACUCCAGCCCGAGUGGCAACGAGUGUGCAGCUCUGCAAAUGUUUCCGACUCCGUCAGCAGAGGCAACUUUGACUUGGCGGAAAGCAUGGGUUGGAAGCGCUUCCACUUCAACUGGGAGGAGACGUUGCAGCAGCUGUUGGAAGAGUGUCUGCAGGGCCCGCUGAGAUAG